GUGAUUGAGACCCUAUUCAAACGGACAUAAAUACACACCCCCCACUAAAUCCAUAAUCAACCCAGUGCAUGAAGAUGCUGAAUCUCCUUACCAUAUCUUUUUCCGCCGUCGUCCUUAUUGCAGCGCUCACAUUUAGCGACGACACCUCCAUCGUUGUCGUUAAAGGUUACAACGUAGACAAGAUCGGAUCUGGCUGCGGGAAGAAGAGCGACGACUCCAACGAAAUGAGAAUGCAAGCACUGGGCUCCAUAGACUCCGCGAUCCGUUUCGUGGUCUCCGGGUCGCCGAAUACAUGCGCGCAGGCGGCGAAAUCUACGGUCUUCGCCGCCGCGAAUUGUGCCCGUGGGCUCUCCGACCACGACUGCGAGCUCUGUCUCUAUAACGCCCAGUGGCGAGUGGUCGACGUCGAGUGCAAGCAUUUGUUCGGAGGCUGGCUCGUGCUUAAAGAUUGUUACGUGAGGUAUGACACCAGUACUACAUUUUGUCAUCAGUGAGGUUGUGAUCCGUCGUAUUUUGUUAUAUACGGAUCAUGGAAAGAAAAGCUGCUAAAGUUUCCUUGUUUCAUGGUGUCAAAACAUGUAAGGGGAAGAUCAUUCCGUUUUGUUAGGUUCUCAUAGAUUCCAAACUAAGGGAAAUGAGGUGAUAUACUGAUAUUUGUAUUGGAUAUGAGAAUGGAGUGGAGCACCUAAAACCUAUACUUGAACCAUAUAUACCCAAAAUUUUCUUUUCAUUUAUAUUAUGUUGAGCAGCUUUUUGCUUAUACUUCUUCCCGUUACAAGACUAUACAAUUAACACAUCGGUAAUACAAGAGAAUGGACACC
Messenger RNA from Linum trigynum, 821 nucleotides. Lineage: Eukaryota; Viridiplantae; Streptophyta; Magnoliopsida; Malpighiales; Linaceae. The record is from the annotation of a GenBank genome assembly.